Cuscuta europaea is the source of this 1106-nucleotide messenger RNA. Lineage: Eukaryota; Viridiplantae; Streptophyta; Magnoliopsida; Solanales; Convolvulaceae. The record is from the annotation of a GenBank genome assembly.
AGACUUAACUGUCCAGACCGUUUCUGUUCUUCUAGAGCUCCAUGCCUCCAUUACCCUUUAUUUAAAAACAGGGUUGCUAUACGCUCAGAGUACCGAAACUUCAGCAGCAAACGCACACGGCCGGGCUAUACAGAUAUUGGGCGAGAGGGAGGGUAACAGAGAAGGCAAGAUGGCUGAUGUAAUUGAAUUAGCCGCUCAGAUCCCCCCGGACGAGAAAUCUUCUUCUGGGAUCAUGCUGUUCAAUCGGUGGACCUACGAUGAUGUCCAGGUAACCGAUUUGUCAGUUGAUGAUUACAUCACUGCUACUGCUGCCAAGCAUCCUACAUAUACUCCCCACACUGCUGGAAGGUAUCAAGCAAAGAGGUUUAGGAAGGCACAGUGCCCAAUUGUGGAGAGGUUGGUUAACUCUCUAAUGAUGCAUGGAAGGAACAAUGGUAAGAAGCUGAUGGCUGUCCGCAUUGUCAAACAUGCAAUGGAGAUCAUCCAUUUGCUGACAGACCAGAACCCCAUCCAAGUCAUCGUUGAUGCUGUCAUCAACAGUGGUCCACGUGAGGAUGCUACACGUAUCGGAUCAGCUGGUGUUGUUAGACGCCAAGCUGUUGAUAUCUCACCUCUUCGCCGUGUCAACCAGGCAAUAUAUUUGUUGACUUCUGGUGCACGUCAAAGUGCCUUCAGGAACAUCAAAACCAUUGCAGAGUGCCUUGCCGAUGAACUCAUCAAUGCUGCCAAGGGUUCUUCUAACAGCUAUGCCAUCAAGAAGAAGGAUGAGAUCGAGAGAGUUGCAAAGGCCAACCGUUAAGGAUUUCCGUUCCUGUAACUUUAUGUUAUGAAGUUUGUUUUAUUAAUUGGAUAAAGUUUGGACAAUCUUUUAGAUAUUGGUUACGAUCCAGUUUUGAUAUUUUUAUCUACUCAACUUUUACCAAGAAUUUGAGUUUUGCUAUUUUGGUUGUGACUUGUGAAAGUUCGUUUUGGCUAAUUUUCCCAUUAUUCCAAAAACACAAAUCCUCCCAUUAUGAGGGCCAUGAGGCCAUGACCCAUGCUAACGAGAAUUGGUAUCAAGUUUCUGUUUGGUGGAGACUGGUUGGGAAGUAUCCCUUAUAAUUUUU